Messenger RNA from Gymnodraco acuticeps, 881 nucleotides. RefSeq names its product peroxiredoxin 6 (gene prdx6). Gene Ontology annotation, molecular function: peroxiredoxin activity. The transcript is spliced from 5 exons. Gene Ontology annotation, biological process: cellular oxidant detoxification; cell redox homeostasis. Bases 106 to 771 code for a protein of 221 amino acids. The record is from RefSeq and is a predicted model, not a curated record. Gene Ontology annotation, cellular component: cytosol; mitochondrion. NCBI's taxonomy places the organism in Eukaryota, Metazoa, Chordata, Actinopteri, Perciformes, Bathydraconidae.
UCAGCCGUUGAUCACGCCCCUAUCCGGAUCGGGUCCAUUCAUGAGUCGCAGGCACGUUGUCUCUCGUCUUUUUUUCCGUGUUUGAGCUGCAAAGAAGAGACUAUCAUGCCCGGACUUCUGCUCGGAGACGUGUUCCCAAACUUUGAGGCCGACACCACCAUCGGCAGAAUCAAGUUCCACGAUUUCCUGGGCAGCUCAUGGGGUGUCCUGUUCUCCCACCCAAAGGACUUCACUCCUGUCUGCACCACUGAGCUCGCAUGUGCUGCUAAGGUCAGCGAUGAGUUCAAGAAACGAGGUGUGAAGAUGAUUGCUCUGUCCAUUGACAGUGUUGAGGAUCACCACAACUGGAGCAAGGAUGUGAUGGCAGUCAGCAGUUCAACUGCAAAAACUCUGCCAUUCCCCAUCAUCGCUGACCACAACAGAGCGCUGUCCAUCGAGCUGGGCAUGCUGGACCCCGAUGAGAGAGACAGCGAUGGGCUGCCCCUGACUGCUCGCUGCGUCUUCGUGAUUGGCCCUGACAAGAAGAUGAAGCUGUCCAUCCUCUACCCCGCCACCACAGGAAGGAACUUUGAUGAGUUGCUCCGAGCUAUCGACUCUCUGCAGCUCACGGCACAGAAGAAGGUUGCCACACCUGUCGACUGGAAGCUUGGUGACAAAGUCAUGGUCAUUCCUUCACUCUCUGAUGCUGAAGCUGCUGCUCUUUUCCCAAACGGCGUGACCACUAAAGAGGUGCCUUCUGGGAAGAAUUACUUGCGCUACACCCAGCCCUAAAGAAACACUAGGGACGAAAAUCUUUGUAUAGAUUACUACUCUUUGAUAAAUGGAAAUCAUUGGAUGAUAACACAUAAAACUGACCAAUCAAUAAACACACUUUUCACAUA